This is a messenger RNA of Poecile atricapillus (Black-capped chickadee), 20020 nucleotides long. RefSeq names its product mucin-5AC-like. The record is from RefSeq and is a predicted model, not a curated record. Lineage: Eukaryota; Metazoa; Chordata; Aves; Passeriformes; Paridae. Gene Ontology annotation, cellular component: extracellular matrix. Gene Ontology annotation, molecular function: protein binding. The transcript is spliced from 49 exons. The coding region runs from base 21 to 19025 and encodes 6334 amino acids.
UUCUACCGGACUUCCAGAAGAUGGGUAAAGGUGGUGGGACACGAAUACCACUAUGGAUAUCAAUACUAACCCUGGUCUUCAUACAGAUCAAAGUUCAAGCCCAGGGUGGUGAAAAACCAACAAAGUCAGAGUAUGUUUCUCCAUCUCUCCUGAAGCAACAAAAAUCUUUCAACUCCCAAGGAGUGACAAUCAUUCCACCUUUUCAAAACGCACUGAAAGUAAAGGCUGGCAACCCCUCUCACAAUGGCCGUGUGUGCAGCACAUGGGGUAACUUCCACUUCAAGACCUUUGAUGGGGACAUCUUUUACUUCCCUGGGGUCUGCAACUACAUCUUUGCAUCCAACUGCAAGUCUCCCUACGAGGACUUCAACAUCCAGAUUAGGCGUGCAAUGGUGGAAAAUGCUACUGUGAUCACUCAUGUCAUCAUGAAGCUGGAAGGAAUAGUGAUCGAACUGACCCCCACCUCUGUCCUGCUCGAUGACAAAUUGGUCCAGAUGCCCUACAGCCAUAUGGGAGUCUUGAUAGAGAAAAGUAACAACUAUUUGAAAGUUUCUGCCAAGUUGGGACUGACUUUCCUUUGGAAUGGACAUGAUGCCCUCCUGGUGGAACUAGAUCAGAAAUACGCCAAUCAAACUUGUGGACUUUGUGGGGACUUCAAUGGAAUUCCAGUCAGCAAUGAAUUUAUUUCAGGGAAGACAAAACUGACCCCCAUACAGUUUGGUAACAGGCAGAAGAUGGAUGGACCCACAGAGCAGUGUGAUGAUCCUAUUCCUCCUACUUCUCUGAUGAACUGCUCAAGAGAAUUUGCUUCUAUCUGUGAGACAGUAUUAACCAGCAAAGCAUUUACGAGUUGUAAUAUGCUUGUGAACGUCCAGGACUACAUUGAAACUUGCAUACAAGACCUGUGCCACUGUGACAGCUCUAUGGCUGACUUCUGCAUGUGCAACACCUUUGCUGAGUACUCCCGGCAGUGUGCUCAUGCAGGUGGACAGCCCCUGAACUGGAGAACCUCAGACCUGUGCCCCAAAUCGUGUCCGUUCAACAUGGAAUACCAUGAGUGUGGCUCUCCCUGCUCCGACACGUGCAGCAACCCAGAAAGAUCCGCACUUUGUGAAGAUCACUGUACAGAUGGCUGCGUCUGUCCUCCAGGAAUGGUGUUUGAUGAUGUUAAUGGUGCUGGCUGCAUUCCCCGCACAGAAUGCCACUGUACCUAUGAGGGUGAAACUUAUGCUCCUGGUGCCUCCUUCUCAUCCAAAUGCAGAUCAUGUACCUGUGUUGGAGGUGAAUGGUCUUGUGUCACUCAGUCGUGCCCUGGGACUUGCAGUGUUGAAGGAGGUUCCCACAUUUCAACAUUUGAUGAGAAAUACUAUUCCUUCUUUGGAGACUGUAGUUAUGUCCUAACCAAGCUCUGUGAUAGCAAUGAAUUCACGGUGUUGGGGGAUAUCCACAAGUGUGGCCUGACUGACACUGAAACAUGCCUCAAGGGUGUAGCUAUCAGCUUAAACGGAGGACAAACGAACAUUGUGAUCCAGCCUUCUGGGAGUGUAUUUGUGAAUAUGAUCUACACACAAUUACCAUUCUCAGCAGCAAAUGUCACCAUCUUCAGGCCUUCAUCUUUCUUCAUAAUUCUGCAAACAACUUUUGGUCUUCAGCUACAGGUUCAACUUGUGCCUUCAAUGCAAGUUUAUAUAGACCUAGACCCGUCACAUAAAGGGCAGACCUGUGGUCUCUGUGGAAACUUCAAUGAUGUACAGACAGAUGAUUUCAAAACCACCAGUGGUGUGAUAGAGGGCACUUCAGCUGCCUUUGGCAAUACUUGGAAAACUAGGGCUGAUUGUCCUGAUGCCAAAAAUACCUUUGAGGAUCCCUGUACUGUCAGCAUCCAAAAUGACCAGUAUGCUCAGCACUGGUGUGGACUGCUCUCGGAUACCACGGGACCUUUUGCUGAAUGUCACUCAGCAGUGAAUCCAGAAGUUUACCAGAAGACCUGUAUGUUUGACACGUGUAACUGUGAGAAGAGUGAGGACUGCAUGUGUGCUGCCCUUUCCAGCUACGUCAGAGCCUGUGCUGCAAAAGGAGUUCUUCUCACUGGAUGGAGGAGCAAAGCCUGCACAAAAUACACCACCUUGUGUCCAAAGUCCUUGGCGUACACCUACAAUGUCAAUUCCUGUCAACCCACGUGCCGGUCUCUGAGUGAGCCUGAUGUCACAUGCAGCAUCAAGUUUGUCCCAGUUGAUGGCUGUACCUGCAUAAAUGGAACCUACAUGGAUGAUAGUGGCAAAUGUGUGCCCGCUUCUAGCUGUCCCUGUUACUACAAAGGAAUGCCUCUGUCUUCUGGAGAAGUUGUUCAUGAUAAUGGUGUUAUCUGCACUUGCGCCUAUGGAAAGCUGAGCUGUAUUGGAGAGAAGCCUGAACCAGUCUGUGUGCCUCCCAUGGUUUAUGUUGACUGUGGCAAUGUCACUGCAAAUGUGGUAGGAGCAGGAUGCCAGAAGAGCUGUCAGACUCUAGACAUGGAAUGUUACAAAACUCACUGUGUCUCUGGCUGUGUAUGUCCUCAUGAUCAAGUGUUGGAUGGCAAAGGUGGCUGUAUAGCUCCAGAAGACUGUCCAUGUAUUCACAACGGGAAUUCCUACAGUCCAGGAGAAUCAAUCAGAGUUGGCUGUAACAACUGCACAUGUAGAAACAGAAAAUGGCAAUGCUCUGAGGAACCCUGCCUGGAAACAUGUUCUGUUUAUGGAGAUGGGCAUUAUACCACCUUUGAUGGCAAACGCUUUGACUUUGAAGGAGACUGUGAAUAUGUUCUGGUCCAGAACUACUGUGGUCAACAAGCUAUGAAUCAGGGAACCUUCAGAGUCAUCACUGAGAACAUACCAUGUGGCACUACAGGAACUACCUGCUCUAAGUCUAUUAAAGUUUUCUUGGGUAACUAUGAGCUGGUACUCAGUGAUGGACACUCUGAUGUCAUCCAGAGGACACCUGGAGGAAAAAUGCCAUUCCAAAUCCGUUCCAUGGGCAUCUACAUGGUGGUUGACACUACUGUUGGUCUGAUACUCAUGUGGGACAAGAAAACCAGUAUAUUCAUCAAACUUAGUCCCAGCUUUCAGGGCCAUGUGUGCGGACUUUGCGGAAACUAUGAUGGCAAUGGAAAUAAUGACUUCACUACUCGCAGUCAGUCGGUGGUAGGAAAUGUGCUGGAGUUUGCCAAUAGCUGGAAAGUGUCUUCUAGUUGCCCAAAUGCCAAUCGUACACAGGAUCCAUGCUCUGCAAACCCAUACAGGAAAGCCUGGGCACAGAAGCAAUGCAGCAUCAUUACCAGUGAAGUGUUUGCAAACUGUCACUCACAGGUUGAACCAAAUGAAUAUUACCAAGCCUGUGUGGAUGAUGCUUGUGCCUGCGACACUGGAGGAGACUGUGAAUGUUUCUGCACAGCAGUAGCUGCCUACGCUCAAGCAUGCAAUGAGCUGGACAUCUGCAUAUCAUGGAGAACCCCAUCCAUUUGUCCUCUGUUCUGUGAUUACUAUAAUCCACAAGGGGAAUGUGAGUGGCACUACAAGCCAUGUGGAGCACCUUGCAUGAAGACCUGCAAUAAUCCAAGUGGGAAAUGCCUUCAUGAGAUGAGGGGUUUGGAAGGCUGCUAUCCACAAUGUCCCAAAAAUAAGCCCUAUUUUGAUGAGGAAACCAUGACCUGUGUUUCUAAUUGUGGUUGUUAUGAAGAUGGAAAAAAUUACAAACCAGGAAUGGAGAUGCCUUCAAAGCAGAAUUGUGAAUCAUGUGAAUGCACAAUUCAUGGCAAAAAAUGCAGAUAUGAUGAACAUGAAUGUGUCUGCAUUUAUGAGGGGCAGAAGUACAACUACAAUGAUGUGGUCUACAACACUACAGAUGGCACAGGAUGGUGUAUUGUUGCAACCUGUGGUCCCAAUGGAACACUUCAAAGAUUUAUCCAUUACUGUCUAACCUCAACAUCACCCACAACAGCAACGACAUUUCACUUCAGUUCUACACCACCUACCACUACUUCCACAGUGUCACCGACUACAUCAGUAUGCGUUCAUGAAGUCUGUACGUGGUCAGAAUGGUAUGAUGGGAGUCUACAAACCCCUGGCUAUGAUGGGGGAGAUUUUGAAACUUUUCAUGAUUUACAAGCGAAAGGAUACGAAGUCUGUAAAGCUCCAAGGGCUGUGGAAUGCAGAGCAGAAAAAUUCCCUGAUAUACCACUGAAAGACCUUGGCCAAAAAGUAGAAUGCAGUACAACGAAAGGGCUGAUAUGUUACAACAAGGAUCAAAUUUCAACAAUGUGCAACAACUACGAAAUCAGAAUCCUCUGCUGUGUUUUUGUACCGUGUUCUUCCACAACACCUCUGAGUACAUCAACCCAGGUCACAGCUUCAGCUCCGACAGAAACAUCUACUGAAACAACAUAUUCAGUUACUACGGAACGUACAACAUUCAUACCUUCAACUAUUGAAGAAACAACAACCACAACUAAAAUGAUGACACCUGUCACCACAUCCCCUUCAACAAUUCCUCUUUGUUUCAAGGAAAAAUGUUACUGGUCAAGAUGGUAUGAUGUCAGUUACCCAGGGUCAGGUUACAAUGAUGGAGAUUUUGACACCAUUCAGAACAUUAAAAACAAAGGAUACAAAGUUUGUGAAAAUAGAAAGGAUGUGGAAUGUAGAGCAGUACGGUUCCCUAAUACACCAUACCCUCUACUAGAACAACACAUAACGUGUAACACAGAAGAAGGGUUGAAAUGUUACAACAAGGAUCAACUGCCACCCAUAUGCUAUAAUUAUGAAUUGAGAUUUAAAUGCUGCAUAAACAUAAGAGUACCAUGUGAAACAACCCCUGAAAGUGUUACUACAACAACAGAACCAACUACAUUUUGGUCAAGAACAACAUCCAAACAAGGACCAACAACACUAAGUUUACAAACAAAACACAAGACAACAACUGAAUACACUGUCCAACCAAAAACAGAUUACAUACAUACCAGAAUAACAUCAAAACCAACUACACAAAAAACUUACACAGGAGUAAUAAGCAGCACAACACCAAAACCUACCACCACCUCCACCACCACCUGUCAACCCGAAGUGUGCACCUGGAGCGAGUGGUUUGACGUUGACUUCCCCUCCUCGGGGCCCAACCAGGGAGACUUUGAAACCUACCAGCACAUCCGCGCCGCCGGCAAGCGAAUCUGCCGGCAGCCAAAGGCGAUCGAGUGCCGGGCGGAGGACUACCCCGACGUUGCCAUCCAGCAGGUGGGACAGGUCGUGCAGUGCGACGUCCACUUUGGACUGGUGUGCAAGAACGAGGACCAGACGGGCAAAUUCAAGAUGUGCCUCAACUACAAGAUCCGCGUGCUCUGCUGCACCCCCAACUACAACUGCUCCAUCCAAAUCCCCUCCACCCCCAGCAGCCCCACCACCAGCACCGCAACCACUACGCUGCCAACCUCCUCCCCGGUCACCACCUCCACCUCCACGCCCUACACCUUCACCACCACGAGUCCCACCUCCACGGAAAUCAGCACUUCCACCAGCCCCACGCCACUGACGUCUACCACCACCUCCACCACCACCUGUCAACCCGAAGUGUGUACCUGGAGCGAGUGGUUUGACGUUGACUUCCCCUCCUCGGGGCCCAACCAGGGAGACUUUGAAACCUACCAGCACAUCCGCGCCGCCGGCAAGCGAAUCUGCCGGCAGCCAAAGGCGAUCGAGUGCCGGGCGGAGGACUACCCCGACGUUGCCAUCCAGCAGGUGGGACAGGUCGUGCAGUGCGACGUCCACUUUGGACUGGUGUGCAAGAACGAGGACCAGACGGGCAAAUUCAAGAUGUGCCUCAACUACAAGAUCCGCGUGCUCUGCUGCACCCCCAACUACAACUGCUCCAUCCAAAUCCCCUCCACCCCCAGCAGCCCCACCACCAGCACCGCAACCACUACGCUGCCAACCUCCUCCCCGGUCACCACCUCCACCUCCACGCCCUACACCUUCACCACCACGAGUCCCACCUCCACGGAAAUCAGCACUUCCACCAGCCCCACGCCACUGACGUCUACCACCACCUCCACCACCACCUGUCAACCCGAAGUGUGUACCUGGAGCGAGUGGUUUGACGUUGACUUCCCCUCCUCGGGGCCCAACCAGGGAGACUUUGAAACCUACCAGCACAUCCGCGCCGCCGGCAAGCGAAUCUGCCGGCAGCCAAAGGCGAUCGAGUGCCGGGCGGAGGACUACCCCGACGUUGCCAUCCAGCAGGUGGGACAGGUCGUGCAGUGCGACGUCCACUUUGGACUGGUGUGCAAGAACGAGGACCAGACGGGCAAAUUCAAGAUGUGCCUCAACUACAAGAUCCGCGUGCUCUGCUGCACCCCCAACUACAACUGCUCCAUCCAAAUCCCCUCCACCCCCAGCAGCCCCACCACCAGCACCGCAACCACUACGCUGCCAACCUCCUCCCCGGUCACCACCUCCACCUCCACGCCCUACACCUUCACCACCACGAGUCCCACCUCCACGGAAAUCAGCACUUCCACCAGCCCCACGCCACUGACGUCUACCACCACCUCCACCACCACCUGUCAACCCGAAGUGUGCACCUGGAGCGAGUGGUUUGACGUUGACUUCCCCUCCUCGGGGCCCAACCAGGGAGACUUUGAAACCUACCAGCACAUCCGCGCCGCCGGCAAGCGAAUCUGCCGGCAGCCAAAGGCGAUCGAGUGCCGGGCGGAGGACUACCCCGACGUUGCCAUCCAGCAGGUGGGACAGGUCGUGCAGUGCGACGUCCACUUUGGACUGGUGUGCAAGAACGAGGACCAGACGGGCAAAUUCAAGAUGUGCCUCAACUACAAGAUCCGCGUGCUCUGCUGCACCCCCAACUACAACUGCUCCAUCCAAAUCCCCUCCACCCCCAGCAGCCCCACCACCAGCACCGCAACCACUACGCUGCCAACCUCCUCCCCGGUCACCACCUCCACCUCCACGCCCUACACCUUCACCACCACGAGUCCCACCUCCACGGAAAUCAGCACUUCCACCAGCCCCACGCCACUGACGUCUACCACCACCUCCACCACCACCUGUCAACCCGAAGUGUGUACCUGGAGCGAGUGGUUUGACGUUGACUUCCCCUCCUCGGGGCCCAACCAGGGAGACUUUGAAACCUACCAGCACAUCCGCGCCGCCGGCAAGCGAAUCUGCCGGCAGCCAAAGGCGAUCGAGUGCCGGGCGGAGGACUACCCCGACGUUGCCAUCCAGCAGGUGGGACAGGUCGUGCAGUGCGACGUCCACUUUGGACUGGUGUGCAAGAACGAGGACCAGACGGGCAAAUUCAAGAUGUGCCUCAACUACAAGAUCCGCGUGCUCUGCUGCACCCCCAACUACAACUGCUCCAUCCAAAUCCCCUCCACCCCCAGCAGCCCCACCACCAGCACCGCAACCACUACGCUGCCAACCUCCUCCCCGGUCACCACCUCCACCUCCACGCCCUACACCUUCACCACCACGAGUCCCACCUCCACGGAAAUCAGCACUUCCACCAGCCCCACGCCACUGACGUCUACCACCACCUCCACCACCACCUGUCAACCCGAAGUGUGCACCUGGAGCGAGUGGUUUGACGUUGACUUCCCCUCCUCGGGGCCCAACCAGGGAGACUUUGAAACCUACCAGCACAUCCGCGCCGCCGGCAAGCGAAUCUGCCGGCAGCCAAAGGCGAUCGAGUGCCGGGCGGAGGACUACCCCGACGUUGCCAUCCAGCAGGUGGGACAGGUCGUGCAGUGCGACGUCCACUUUGGACUGGUGUGCAAGAACGAGGACCAGACGGGCAAAUUCAAGAUGUGCCUCAACUACAAGAUCCGCGUGCUCUGCUGCACCCCCAACUACAACUGCUCCAUCCAAAUCCCCUCCACCCCCAGCAGCCCCACCACCAGCACCGCAACCACUACGCUGCCAACCUCCUCCCCGGUCACCACCUCCACCUCCACGCCCUACACCUUCACCACCACGAGUCCCACCUCCACGGAAAUCAGCACUUCCACCAGCCCCACGCCACUGACGUCUACCACCACCUCCACCACCACCUGUCAACCCGAAGUGUGCACCUGGAGCGAGUGGUUUGACGUUGACUUCCCCUCCUCGGGGCCCAACCAGGGAGACUUUGAAACCUACCAGCACAUCCGCGCCGCCGGCAAGCGAAUCUGCCGGCAGCCAAAGGCGAUCGAGUGCCGGGCGGAGGACUACCCCGACGUUGCCAUCCAGCAGGUGGGACAGGUCGUGCAGUGCGACGUCCACUUUGGACUGGUGUGCAAGAACGAGGACCAGACGGGCAAAUUCAAGAUGUGCCUCAACUACAAGAUCCGCGUGCUCUGCUGCACCCCCAACUACAACUGCUCCAUCCAAAUCCCCUCCACCCCCAGCAGCCCCACCACCAGCACCGCAACCACUACGCUGCCAACCUCCUCCCCGGUCACCACCUCCACCUCCACGCCCUACACCUUCACCACCACGAGUCCCACCUCCACGGAAAUCAGCACUUCCACCAGCCCCACGCCACUGACGUCUACCACCACCUCCACCACCACCUGUCAACCCGAAGUGUGCACCUGGAGCGAGUGGUUUGACGUUGACUUCCCCUCCUCGGGGCCCAACCAGGGAGACUUUGAAACCUACCAGCACAUCCGCGCCGCCGGCAAGCGAAUCUGCCGGCAGCCAAAGGCGAUCGAGUGCCGGGCGGAGGACUACCCCGACGUUGCCAUCCAGCAGGUGGGACAGGUCGUGCAGUGCGACGUCCACUUUGGACUGGUGUGCAAGAACGAGGACCAGACGGGCAAAUUCAAGAUGUGCCUCAACUACAAGAUCCGCGUGCUCUGCUGCACCCCCAACUACAACUGCUCCAUCCAAAUCCCCUCCACCCCCAGCAGCCCCACCACCAGCACCGCAACCACUACGCUGCCAACCUCCUCCCCGGUCACCACCUCCACCUCCACGCCCUACACCUUCACCACCACGAGUCCCACCUCCACGGAAAUCAGCACUUCCACCAGCCCCACGCCACUGACGUCUACCACCACCUCCACCACCACCUGUCAACCCGAAGUGUGCACCUGGAGCGAGUGGUUUGACGUUGACUUCCCCUCCUCGGGGCCCAACCAGGGAGACUUUGAAACCUACCAGCACAUCCGCGCCGCCGGCAAGCGAAUCUGCCGGCAGCCAAAGGCGAUCGAGUGCCGGGCGGAGGACUACCCCGACGUUGCCAUCCAGCAGGUGGGACAGGUCGUGCAGUGCGACGUCCACUUUGGACUGGUGUGCAAGAACGAGGACCAGACGGGCAAAUUCAAGAUGUGCCUCAACUACAAGAUCCGCGUGCUCUGCUGCACCCCCAACUACAACUGCUCCAUCCAAAUCCCCUCCACCCCCAGCAGCCCCACCACCAGCACCGCAACCACUACGCUGCCAACCUCCUCCCCGGUCACCACCUCCACCUCCACGCCCUACACCUUCACCACCACGAGUCCCACCUCCACGGAAAUCAGCACUUCCACCAGCCCCACGCCACUGACGUCUACCACCACCUCCACCACCACCUGUCAACCCGAAGUGUGCACCUGGAGCGAGUGGUUUGACGUUGACUUCCCCUCCUCGGGGCCCAACCAGGGAGACUUUGAAACCUACCAGCACAUCCGCGCCGCCGGCAAGCGAAUCUGCCGGCAGCCAAAGGCGAUCGAGUGCCGGGCGGAGGACUACCCCGACGUUGCCAUCCAGCAGGUGGGACAGGUCGUGCAGUGCGACGUCCACUUUGGACUGGUGUGCAAGAACGAGGACCAGACGGGCAAAUUCAAGAUGUGCCUCAACUACAAGAUCCGCGUGCUCUGCUGCACCCCCAACUACAACUGCUCCAUCCAAAUCCCCUCCACCCCCAGCAGCCCCACCACCAGCACCGCAACCACUACGCUGCCAACCUCCUCCCCGGUCACCACCUCCACCUCCACGCCCUACACCUUCACCACCACGAGUCCCACCUCCACGGAAAUCAGCACUUCCACCAGCCCCACGCCACUGACGUCUACCACCACCUCCACCACCACCUGUCAACCCGAAGUGUGCACCUGGAGCGAGUGGUUUGACGUUGACUUCCCCUCCUCGGGGCCCAACCAGGGAGACUUUGAAACCUACCAGCACAUCCGCGCCGCCGGCAAGCGAAUCUGCCGGCAGCCAAAGGCGAUCGAGUGCCGGGCGGAGGACUACCCCGACGUUGCCAUCCAGCAGGUGGGACAGGUCGUGCAGUGCGACGUCCACUUUGGACUGGUGUGCAAGAACGAGGACCAGACGGGCAAAUUCAAGAUGUGCCUCAACUACAAGAUCCGCGUGCUCUGCUGCACCCCCAACUACAACUGCUCCAUCCAAAUCCCCUCCACCCCCAGCAGCCCCACCACCAGCACCGCAACCACUACGCUGCCAACCUCCUCCCCGGUCACCACCUCCACCUCCACGCCCUACACCUUCACCACCACGAGUCCCACCUCCACGGAAAUCAGCACUUCCACCAGCCCCACGCCACUGACGUCUACCACCACCUCCACCACCACCUGUCAACCCGAAGUGUGCACCUGGAGCGAGUGGUUUGACGUUGACUUCCCCUCCUCGGGGCCCAACCAGGGAGACUUUGAAACCUACCAGCACAUCCGCGCCGCCGGCAAGCGAAUCUGCCGGCAGCCAAAGGCGAUCGAGUGCCGGGCGGAGGACUACCCCGACGUUGCCAUCCAGCAGGUGGGACAGGUCGUGCAGUGCGACGUCCACUUUGGACUGGUGUGCAAGAACGAGGACCAGACGGGCAAAUUCAAGAUGUGCCUCAACUACAAGAUCCGCGUGCUCUGCUGCACCCCCAACUACAACUGCUCCAUCCAAAUCCCCUCCACCCCCAGCAGCCCCACCACCAGCACCGCAACCACUACGCUGCCAACCUCCUCCCCGGUCACCACCUCCACCUCCACGCCCUACACCUUCACCACCACGAGUCCCACCUCCACGGAAAUCAGCACUUCCACCAGCCCCACGCCACUGACGUCUACCACCACCUCCACCACCACCUGUCAACCCGAAGUGUGCACCUGGAGCGAGUGGUUUGACGUUGACUUCCCCUCCUCGGGGCCCAACCAGGGAGACUUUGAAACCUACCAGCACAUCCGCGCCGCCGGCAAGCGAAUCUGCCGGCAGCCAAAGGCGAUCGAGUGCCGGGCGGAGGACUACCCCGACGUUGCCAUCCAGCAGGUGGGACAGGUCGUGCAGUGCGACGUCCACUUUGGACUGGUGUGCAAGAACGAGGACCAGACGGGCAAAUUCAAGAUGUGCCUCAACUACAAGAUCCGCGUGCUCUGCUGCACCCCCAACUACAACUGCUCCAUCCAAAUCCCCUCCACCCCCAGCAGCCCCACCACCAGCACCGCAACCACUACGCUGCCAACCUCCUCCCCGGUCACCACCUCCACCUCCACGCCCUACACCUUCACCACCACGAGUCCCACCUCCACGGAAAUCAGCACUUCCACCAGCCCCACGCCACUGACGUCUACCACCACCUCCACCACCACCUGUCAACCCGAAGUGUGCACCUGGAGCGAGUGGUUUGACGUUGACUUCCCCUCCUCGGGGCCCAACCAGGGAGACUUUGAAACCUACCAGCACAUCCGCGCCGCCGGCAAGCGAAUCUGCCGGCAGCCAAAGGCGAUCGAGUGCCGGGCGGAGGACUACCCCGACGUUGCCAUCCAGCAGGUGGGACAGGUCGUGCAGUGCGACGUCCACUUUGGACUGGUGUGCAAGAACGAGGACCAGACGGGCAAAUUCAAGAUGUGCCUCAACUACAAGAUCCGCGUGCUCUGCUGCACCCCCAACUACAACUGCUCCAUCCAAAUCCCCUCCACCCCCAGCAGCCCCACCACCAGCACCGCAACCACUACGCUGCCAACCUCCUCCCCGGUCACCACCUCCACCUCCACGCCCUACACCUUCACCACCACGAGUCCCACCUCCACGGAAAUCAGCACUUCCACCAGCCCCAUGCCACUGACGUCUACCACCACCUCCACCACCACCUGUCAACCCGAAGUGUGCACCUGGAGCGAGUGGUUUGACGUUGACUUCCCCUCCUCGGGGCCCAACCAGGGAGACUUUGAAACCUACCAGCACAUCCGCGCCGCCGGCAAGCGAAUCUGCCGGCAGCCAAAGGCGAUCGAGUGCCGGGCGGAGGACUACCCCGACGUUGCCAUCCAGCAGGUGGGACAGGUCGUGCAGUGCGACGUCCACUUUGGACUGGUGUGCAAGAACGAGGACCAGACGGGCAAAUUCAAGAUGUGCCUCAACUACAAGAUCCGCGUGCUCUGCUGCACCCCCAACUACAACUGCUCCAUCCAAAUCCCCUCCACCCCCAGCAGCCCCACCACCAGCACCGCAACCACUACGCUGCCAACCUCCUCCCCGGUCACCACCUCCACCUCCACGCCCUACACCUUCACCACCACGAGUCCCACCUCCACGGAAAUCAGCACUUCCACCAGCCCCACGCCACUGACGUCUACCACCACCUCCACCACCACCUGUCAACCCGAAGUGUGCACCUGGAGCGAGUGGUUUGACGUUGACUUCCCCUCCUCGGGGCCCAACCAGGGAGACUUUGAAACCUACCAGCACAUCCGCGCCGCCGGCAAGCGAAUCUGCCGGCAGCCAAAGGCGAUCGAGUGCCGGGCGGAGGACUACCCCGACGUUGCCAUCCAGCAGGUGGGACAGGUCGUGCAGUGCGACGUCCACUUUGGACUGGUGUGCAAGAACGAGGACCAGACGGGCAAAUUCAAGAUGUGCCUCAACUACAAGAUCCGCGUGCUCUGCUGCACCCCCAACUACAACUGCUCCAUCCAAAUCCCCUCCACCCCCAGCAGCCCCACCACCAGCACCGCAACCACUACGCUGCCAACCUCCUCCCCGGUCACCACCUCCACCUCCACGCCCUACACCUUCACCACCACGAGUCCCACCUCCACGGAAAUCAGCACUUCCACCAGCCCCACGCCACUGACGUCUACCACCACCUCCACCACCACCUGUCAACCCGAAGUGUGCACCUGGAGCGAGUGGUUUGACGUUGACUUCCCCUCCUCGGGGCCCAACCAGGGAGACUUUGAAACCUACCAGCACAUCCGCGCCGCCGGCAAGCGAAUCUGCCGGCAGCCAAAGGCGAUCGAGUGCCGGGCGGAGGACUACCCCGACGUUGCCAUCCAGCAGGUGGGACAGGUCGUGCAGUGCGACGUCCACUUUGGACUGGUGUGCAAGAACGAGGACCAGACGGGCAAAUUCAAGAUGUGCCUCAACUACAAGAUCCGCGUGCUCUGCUGCACCCCCAACUACAACUGCUCCAUCCAAAUCCCCUCCACCCCCAGCAGCCCCACCACCAGCACCGCAACCACUACGCUGCCAACCUCCUCCCCGGUCACCACCUCCACCUCCACGCCCUACACCUUCACCACCACGAGUCCCACCUCCACGGAAAUCAGCACUUCCACCAGCCCCACGCCACUGACGUCUACCACCACCUCCACCACCACCUGUCAACCCGAAGUGUGCACCUGGAGCGAGUGGUUUGACGUUGACUUCCCCUCCUCGGGGCCCAACCAGGGAGACUUUGAAACCUACCAGCACAUCCGCGCCGCCGGCAAGCGAAUCUGCCGGCAGCCAAAGGCGAUCGAGUGCCGGGCGGAGGACUACCCCGACGUUGCCAUCCAGCAGGUGGGACAGGUCGUGCAGUGCGACGUCCACUUUGGACUGGUGUGCAAGAACGAGGACCAGACGGGCAAAUUCAAGAUGUGCCUCAACUACAAGAUCCGCGUGCUCUGCUGCACCCCCAACUACAACUGCUCCAUCCAAAUCCCCUCCACCCCCAGCAGCCCCACCACCAGCACCGCAACCACUACGCUGCCAACCUCCUCCCCGGUCACCACCUCCACCUCCACGCCCUACACCUUCACCACCACGAGUCCCACCUCCACGGAAAUCAGCACUUCCACCAGCCCCACGCCACUGACGUCUACCACCACCUCCACCACCACCUGUCAACCCGAAGUGUGCACCUGGAGCGAGUGGUUUGACGUUGACUUCCCCUCCUCGGGGCCCAACCAGGGAGACUUUGAAACCUACCAGCACAUCCGCGCCGCCGGCAAGCGAAUCUGCCGGCAGCCAAAGGCGAUCGAGUGCCGGGCGGAGGACUACCCCGACGUUGCCAUCCAGCAGGUGGGACAGGUCGUGCAGUGCGACGUCCACUUUGGACUGGUGUGCAAGAACGAGGACCAGACGGGCAAAUUCAAGAUGUGCCUCAACUACAAGAUCCGCGUGCUCUGCUGCACCCCCAACUACAACUGCUCCAUCCAAAUCCCCUCCACCCCCAGCAGCCCCACCACCAGCACCGCAACCACUACGCUGCCAACCUCCUCCCCGGUCACCACCUCCACCUCCACGCCCUACACCUUCACCACCACGAGUCCCACCUCCACGGAAAUCAGCACUUCCACCAGCCCCACGCCACUGACGUCUACCACCACCUCCACCACCACCUGUCAACCCGAAGUGUGCACCUGGAGCGAGUGGUUUGACGUUGACUUCCCCUCCUCGGGGCCCAACCAGGGAGACUUUGAAACCUACCAGCACAUCCGCGCCGCCGGCAAGCGAAUCUGCCGGCAGCCAAAGGCGAUCGAGUGCCGGGCGGAGGACUACCCCGACGUUGCCAUCCAGCAGGUGGGACAGGUCGUGCAGUGCGACGUCCACUUUGGACUGGUGUGCAAGAACGAGGACCAGACGGGCAAAUUCAAGAUGUGCCUCAACUACAAGAUCCGCGUGCUCUGCUGCACCCCCAACUACAACUGCUCCAUCCAAAUCCCCUCCACCCCCAGCAGCCCCACCACCAGCACCGCAACCACUACGCUGCCAACCUCCUCCCCGGUCACCACCUCCACCUCCACGCCCUACACCUUCACCACCACGAGUCCCACCUCCACGGAAAUCAGCACUUCCACCAGCCCCACGCCACUGACGUCUACCACCACCUCCACCACCACCUGUCAACCCGAAGUGUGCACCUGGAGCGAGUGGUUUGACGUUGACUUCCCCUCCUCGGGGCCCAACCAGGGAGACUUUGAAACCUACCAGCACAUCCGCGCCGCCGGCAAGCGAAUCUGCCGGCAGCCAAAGGCGAUCGAGUGCCGGGCGGAGGACUACCCCGACGUUGCCAUCCAGCAGGUGGGACAGGUCGUGCAGUGCGACGUCCACUUUGGACUGGUGUGCAAGAACGAGGACCAGACGGGCAAAUUCAAGAUGUGCCUCAACUACAAGAUCCGCGUGCUCUGCUGCACCCCCAACUACAACUGCUCCAUCCAAAUCCCCUCCACCCCCAGCAGCCCCACCACCAGCACCGCAACCACUACGCUGCCAACCUCCUCCCCGGUCACCACCUCCACCUCCACGCCCUACACCUUCACCACCACGAGUCCCACCUCCACAGAAAUCAGCACUUCCACCAGCCCCACGCCACUGACGUCUACCACCACCUCCACCACCACCUGUCAACCCGAAGUGUGCACCUGGAGCGAGUGGUUUGACGUUGACUUCCCCUCCUCGGGGCCCAACCAGGGAGACUUUGAAACCUACCAGCACAUCCGCGCCGCCGGCAAGCGAAUCUGCCGGCAGCCAAAGGCGAUCGAGUGCCGGGCGGAGGACUACCCCGACGUUGCCAUCCAGCAGGUGGGACAGGUCGUGCAGUGCGACGUCCACUUUGGACUGGUGUGCAAGAACGAGGACCAGACGGGCAAAUUCAAGAUGUGCCUCAACUACAAGAUCCGCGUGCUCUGCUGCACCCCCAACUACAACUGCUCCAUCCAAAUCCCCUCCACCCCCAGCAGCCCCACCACCAGCACCGCAACCACUACGCUGCCAACCUCCUCCCCGGUCACCACCUCCACCUCCACGCCCUACACCUUCACCACCACGAGUCCCACCUCCACGGAAAUCAGCACUUCCACCAGCCCCACGCCACUGACGUCUACCACCACCUCCACCACCACCUGUCAACCCGAAGUGUGCACCUGGAGCGAGUGGUUUGACGUUGACUUCCCCUCCUCGGGGCCCAACCAGGGAGACUUUGAAACCUACCAGCACAUCCGCGCCGCCGGCAAGCGAAUCUGCCGGCAGCCAAAGGCGAUCGAGUGCCGGGCGGAGGACUACCCCGACGUUGCCAUCCAGCAGGUGGGACAGGUCGUGCAGUGCGACGUCCACUUUGGACUGGUGUGCAAGAACGAGGACCAGACGGGCAAAUUCAAGAUGUGCCUCAACUACAAGAUCCGCGUGCUCUGCUGCACCCCCAACUACAACUGUUCAUUCUCUACCCCUUUAACCACCACUAGGAGACCUAUAAUUAUUACCGAAAGUGAACCUUUCUCUACCUCAUCUCCACCUGUGGUUUCUACUACGCCAUGUUUCUGCAAGAUUGGUGAUGCUAUUUUUUCACCUGGUGAUUUGAUUUACAAUAGAAUGGAUAGUGAUGGAUGCAGAUUUUAUGCCAUUUGCAGCCCUACAUGUGAUAUUGAACGACACACUGUGAAUUGUAAUGUCACUACUUCACCAGCCACUACUUCCUCUGAGUGGUCUACAGUAACAACUUCAGUUCCUUUGCGUCCCACCUCUGCAAGUGUUGUUUUUCAUGGUUGUGUUUCUUCUCUUUAUCCUCCAUUACAACCUGGAGAAAGAUUCAAAUUAUCCAACUGUACAGAAGUGAUCUGUAAUGGAGACAACGAUAUAGACGUAGUACCAACGGUCUGCCCACCCGUAAAGGAAAUUACCUGUGCAAACAAAUAUCCACCAGUGCUGGUACCAGAUGAAAACGGAUGCUGUUACCGAUAUGAGUGUCAAUGUGUGUGUAGUGGAUGGGGUGAUCCUCAUUACAUUACUUUUGAUGGAAUCUAUUAUACCUUCCUUGAAAACUGCACUUAUGUCCUGGUGAAACAGAUUGUCCCUAGAUAUGACAACUUCCGUGUUUACAUUGACAACUACUACUGUGAUGCAAAAGAUGGGCUCUCUUGCCCUAAAUCCAUUAUUAUUUUCUACAAAUCUGCAGAAGUGCUCCUGACUCGUGAACUCAUGAAUGGUGUGAUGACCAAUGUGAUGUACUUCAACAAAAAGAUUGUUGAACCAGGCUUCAAAAAAGAUGGCAUUUCUUUCUCCACUCUUGGCAUCAAUAUGAUUGUUGAAAUAGAGGAAAUUGGUGCUGUCAUCACCUUUAGUGGUCUGAUUUUCUCUGUGAAGCUCCCAUACAGCAAAUUUGGCAACAAUACGGAAGGACAAUGUGGAACAUGUACAAACAAUAAAGCUGAUGAAUGCCGCUUACCAAGUGGCAAGAUAAUUUCCUCCUGUCCCCAAAUGGCUCAUCACUGGAUUGUUGAUGACAACAAGUCAUGCCAUGGAAUACCAGUACCACCAACUAUAACAACACCUCCACCAAAGCCGCAAUGUCAAACACCUCUGCUCUGCAAGCUUAUCUUGAGCGAGGUUUUUGCAGAAUGUCAUACAGUGAUACCACCAGAACCAUUUUUCAAAGGCUGUGUUUUUGAUGGAUGUCGCAUAGACGAUGAAUCCAUGCAGUGUUCCAGUUUGGAGAUAUAUGCUACAGAGUGUGCUGCUAGAGGUGUCUGCAUUGACUGGAGAGGAAUGACCAACAAUACAUGUUCAUUCAGCUGUCCAUCAAACUUGGUAUACAAGCCAUGCGGGCCCAUUAAUCCAGUUACCUGUGACCAAAGCUAUGAGCGUCCUGGCUAUGGAGUAACUGAAGGCUGUUUCUGCCCUGAAGGAAUGACACUCUUGCGUGCAGAGAGCAACAUCUGUGUUUCUGAAUGUGUCUGCAGAGAACCAAAUGGAAUGUCCAGAUGGCCAGGAGAAAAAUGGACAAAAGAUUGCCAGGAAUGUGUCUGUGACAAAAAUACUCUUCAGGUGAAGUGUACGAAACACGAAUGUUCUCUGACACAGCAAGUAUUUUGUGAAGAACCAGGUUACAUGCCUGUUCAGAUACAGAUACCAGAAGAUCCAUGCUGUACUAGGACUGAGUGCUACUGCAACACAAGCCUCUGCCCUGAUAUCACACCCCAGUGCUUAGAGGGACAGGAAAUAAUCACAAUAAUGCCACCUGGAAACUGCUGUCCUAUCUUUGAAUGCAGACAGGGCUGUGUAGUCAAUGAAACGUAUUAUGCACCUGGAGCUGCCAUUCCAUCAGGCCCCUGUGAAGAAUGUACCUGCUCUGAAUCCUCUCCCUCAAGCCCUCACCACCCUUGGGUCACAUGCCAGCCCAUUAUCUGUGACACAUUCUGCCCGCUGGGCUAUAAAUACACAGUGGAACCUGGACAGUGUUGCGGCACGUGCAAGGCAGCAGCUUGUGUAGUGACGCUGGGAGACAACAUUACACACGUGCUCCAUGAAGGAGAACAUUGGAAUCCACCUGGUGAUAACUGUACUGUUUACACAUGUGAAAAGCAUGCUGACCACUUCAUCCAAGUCAUCAAAGAGGCAAGCUGUCCUGCCUUUAACCCUGAUGAGUGUGAUCCAGAUGAUGUCAGGUUAUCUGACGAUGGUUGCUGUUUAGUGUGCCGAAGAAUACCAAAACUUUGUAUGAAGCACAAUAUGACUACUGUCAUCAACUAUAAUGGCUGUGUAUCUCCUGCACCUGUUGAGAUAACAUACUGUGAAGGCAGCUGUGAUGCUUACUCACGAUAUUCUCAAAUGACAAACACGAUGGUGCACAAAUGCUCGUGUUGUCAGGAAAUCAAGACCAGCAAAAGAAAGGUGAUUCUGACGUGCAGUGAUGGAACCUCCCUCGAGCACUCCUACACCUACGUGGAGAAAUGCAGCUGUGUGGGUGCUGAGUGCAUUACUCAAGACAACACCCAGCAAGAGACACAGCAGAUAAAGACCUCUCAGGAGCAAACAAAUAUCAAAAAUUAGAACUAGACAGAAGUCCUCAAACAAGGGCUGAGCAUAAGACUAAAUAAAGAAACUUCAAAAAAUACAAAAGUGUCAAGAGCAGCUAAAAUUUUGGAUGAACAGAUAAUGUUUUCUUCAUAAAACCCCAGUAUGUCUGUCUGCAGAAUUUCAGUUUUCAUUAUUAAUACAAUUUCAUUACCUCCCAUUGGUUUUUAUAUCUUUUUUUUUUUACACCUUGAGAGGUACAGCACAAGUUUAUCUUGACAUUUUCUGUACAUUUGUCUUCUGAGAAAUGCUGGACUUUUAAUAACAUUUUCAUUCCAGUUCACCGAGAAAAAUCAAAAGACAAAUCCAGAAAACAAACCAAAUCGAAGGAAAACUGUACCCGUCUGCUUCUAUGUGUUUCUUUUUUGUUGUUGAGGAAAACUUAGAGGGCAGAAAGCCAUAUCUUUUCAAAACUAUAAACUUCAAUAUUUUGAAGAAUUUAUGAUGGACAUAAUUCCCUACAUGUUUUUGUGAGGAAAAGGAAAAAGUCCUAUUGUGAGAAGCUGCUGCACACUACUUUUUGUUUACAUAACACCAUCAGCAUAGUAGCUGUAUGAAAAUAUAGAUUUUUUUAUUUUGUUUUGUUAUGUGGUUAACUGUUUACAGAAGAAAUAUAUAUAUUUGCCAACAGAGGCAUAUGAAGGAUUUUUUUAAAAGUAUAAUAAUAAUAAUUGUAAAUUCUUUCCUAGGAAACUUUAAAAAGUUGAACCACUGCUAUUUAUUAUUAUUUUUUUGAAUACUGAUUUAUUGGGUCAUUUCUUUCAGAAUUAAAUGUUAUCCUACUUCUUACUCUCAGUCAUGUUGUCUGGGUAUGGUAUAGUUUCUUUUGGUUUUGAAUAUUAUUUUAUUUUUGUUCCUUAAGACACAAAAAAAGCAAUUAUAAUUAAUAAAUUUUGAGCAUUUUACAGCACCUCUGCUUUGACUUUUCAAUGAAUCCCUUGUGUGAGAGUUGCUGGCUCCAUAAAAUAAAG